Molecule: messenger RNA, 2287 nt
Organism: Jaminaea rosea
Lineage: Eukaryota; Fungi; Basidiomycota; Exobasidiomycetes; Microstromatales
Exons: 2
Coding region: 44-1951 (635 amino acids)
Source: RefSeq, a predicted model, not a curated record
CCUCACAUCUCUUCUCCGACCCCGCUUUCCUUCGCACAUCACGAUGGAGGGCGAGACGCUCGCCGCGGCGACGCCUCGUCUGCCUAAGGAAAUCCUCGAGAUCAUCUUCGAUCUGGCAGCCUUGCAGGAUAAGGCAACGGCGGUUAGCCUUGCUCUUGUCUCACGUGAGGUCUGCAACAUGACCGCGGAAAGUAGGUGGACGACCGUCGUGCUCCGCUCCAUGGCCGCUGCAAAGCGCUUCUUUGUUACUCUUGCACACUAUCCCUCAUCGCCUCGAGACAGUGACGAGCGAAAUGGCAAACCGGAAGCAGAGGAACGGCUGCCCACAGAGGUCAGAGAGAUGCUGAACUACCUCGGACCGAAGAGGCUCCUUUCGAAGCCUGACUUCGUCCUCAAAACAGUCGACAAUCUCUUCAUAGAGAUGAGAGAUUUCGAUAGCCAUGAAUGGCGUCACUUUCUCGACGCUUGGGCUCUCUACAUAUCCGCCCAUGAGGAUUCUAUGGACACCGACACCCUCUCCAAGGGUCCGGACGGUGGACCACUUCGCGUCCAUUUCGAUCUUCGCACGCUCACACUGGGCGCAGCCGAAUCAGCCUACCAUUGCUCGUUGGACAGCUUCCCUCUGCUCCUCAUGCCUUGUGAAGUCACCAUCGUCAUCGAUGCCGCUGCAGAGUACACGAGCCUCAGCUACGACUCGGACUCGGACUCCGGCGACGAAGAAGAGCGCGUGGAUACCAAGACUACUUACGAACAAGUUCUUCGCCAAUGGGUCUGCCGCAGAGAGCUGAAGAGAGUGCACAUCAUCGGCACCGACUCCGCGUCGAAAGAGGCAGGCCUUGCGUUUCCAGCAGACAUCGUCGAAGCCCGACGCGCCGGAAGCAAUGCGUCUCUUGGAUGGGAGCACCAAUGGGAGCCACAUCCAGACGUGCACGGCAUGUACCGGCGUGUUGGCGUGCCAAUCGUUUCGCAUAUUCGGUACGACACACGCCGCUUUGCAUUCCAACCCACCGAGAUCGUCGCUCGUCGUCUCGCCCCUUUUCUGCGGGAAAUCGUCUUUGCCGACCGGAUCAGAUGCGGUUCAGAUGCAAUAGCGGCGGAUGGCAAGGAAGAGAGUCAUACCUCUAGCACCUCUACCUCCACCUACUCCGGCCCGCGCCACGCAGCUCCUACGUGGGGCGCAGGCCGACACGGUAGCACAGGUAACAACGGCAGCAAUGUCGCCAUCUCAGUCCAUGAUGAAGACUCAGAGGAGGCGCAGGCUCUACGGGACUUGGGCGUUGGAGGUUUGAAACGGCUUGAAUUUGCAUGGGACUUGCCACCAAAGAUUCUGCAGGAGCAGCUGCUGCGCAGGGAAAGGGAGAAUGGCGCCGAGAGUCACGGCAGUUCUUCCACGCACAGGAAGGAAGAUGAACAGGGAGGUUGGCCGCGCGAAGCUCAUGACGUGUGGACCCAUCGUAUGGAUGGCGGCAAGACGAUGACGUUUCGCUCAGAGAUGCACGACGCCGUCACCGAGCUAUACGGUUGGGCCCCUGCGGACGCUCCACCCAGGCCAAGCAGAGAGGAGAAGAAGCGCUGGUUGGGUCAGUAUCGUUUCGUUGAUGAAGAGUCUGGCUCGAUGGUCAAAGAGGUGGCGUCCGUUGCGAAGGAACCGCACAAGCAUUUUCUCGAGCACAUCGAGAGGGAAGUGCCAGUGGAGGUCGAGCGAAGGCGAAAGACUGCCCAAGGGUCGCGACAGAGGGAGCGCGAGUACAAUGGGAAGCAGGGAAGGCCAGAAAGGGGACCACUUUCACCGCCUCCUCUCCCUCCUGUAGCGCACCGAAAGUUGAAGUACGCGGUGCGGGCACCCAGUACACUUCUCAAGCUUGGAGACGCUACGGCUGCCUUGGACGUCGACACGAGGCUGGCGCUCUUCCUUGACCGUGCACUUGGAGGGCCAGGGGCGUGGAAGUAAGGUAGACUCAGGCAAUUAGCAUUGUAGAGAGAGGAGCACAGCAAGAGCAUCGUAUCAAGGAGCCGCUACAGCACCGUGCUGCACUUUCAAGCUGCUAUAAAGCAGCACACGCGCGCACAUGUAUCACCAUUCAAUCAUCCAAUUCAUACCCUUCCCCGCAUUGGCCCCUGCCCUCAUUGGCAGUCUCUACUAUCGACCAACACCUCCCGCGCUCAGGGCAGGGCAUUCUCCCACACCUUGAUGAGCAUGAGAUAACGCGCACGCACAGAGGUUUUCGACCGCUUGUCCUCCAGUACAACCUUUCGAAGGUGGGUGUAGUCGACUUGUUCUUUCAGG